AGUAACACUGCGAGCUCGUAAGAAGACGUGGCGUCGGUGACGUAACGUAUCGGCGUAGAACCCGGAUGUUGACAGCUAAUAGCUCAUUACAGGCUAAGAACCAAAAGGAAAAGUAGCAGAGCUACAAACAUUAGCCCUGUUUAGCCGGUAAUGAGUCAGAGCACCCAUGAAUACACGGCGUCGCCACGGUCCUAGGAGCAGCGAGGAUGGGGUAUACACUGGGCCUUCACAGACCCAGUACCAGCUGGUCCAGCCACUGGAGUCCUCCCCAGCUGUGGCUGUGCCCCUGCCCACUCCCGUAGACACCAGCAGCAUGUCCUGCAGAGACCGCACCAGCGAGUUUCAAUCCGUGUGCAAAUCCCUGCAGGGGAGGCAGAAUGGAGCUCACACCAUUAGACCAGUUAACAGUGCAGUCAGACAGCGCAGUGACUUCACUCUUGUGGCAAAGCAGAUAGGCAGGGACCUUAGCAACACCUUUGCCAAGCUGGAAAAACUCACAAUACUUGCCAAAAGAAAAUCCCUCUUUGACGACAAAGCUGCCGAGAUCGAUGAGUUGACAUAUAUUGUGAAACAGGACAUUAACAACCUAAAUAAACAGAUAGCCCAGCUGCAGGAGCUGGUCCGCUCUAAGAAUAGUCAAAACAGUAGACAUCUCCAAACACAUUCCAAUACCAUUGUUGUUUCAUUACAGUCAAAGUUGGCAUCCAUGUCAAGUGAUUUUAAGUCAGUCCUGGAAGUCAGAACAGAGAACCUGAAACAGCAGAAGAGCAGACAAGAGCAGUUUUCCCAGUCUUCAGCCUCCACAUCUUCAUUCCAGGAUAGCAGCUUUAAUAACUCAGUAUUGAUGCAAGAUAGUUCUGGAAAAGCGGAUAUCUCCAUAAACAUGGACCUGCACUCCAGCCAGCAGAUGCAGCUCAUCAAUAAGAAGGACUCAUUUAUUCAGGACAGAGCAAACACUAUGCAGAACAUAGAGACUACAAUCGUGGAACUGGGAUCUAUAUUUCAGCAGCUGGCUCACAUGGUUAAAGAACAGGAAGAGACUGUUCACAGGAUUGAUGCUAAUGUUGAGGACACUCAGCUCAAUGUCGACCUUGCACACAGUGAAAUACUCAAGUACUUUCAGUCUGUCUCCAACAACCGCUGGUUGCUCAUCAAAAUCUUCCUCAUCCUCAUCAUUUUCUUCUUUAUUUUUGUGGUUUUCUUGUCCUGAGAGCAAUGGACACCUGGUUGUAUUUAGUCCUGAGAGAUGUUAUUGAGAGGAAGCCAUUUCUGACAGGAGUGAAUAAGUGGGGGUGUUUAAAAUGUGAAAUAGUAUAAAGAGUGUGUGUACACACUCUUUCUCGACCUCCUGCUCCCUUUAUUCUUCACUUACGCUGACUGGAUAUAAGUCUGCAAAUACAAAUACUUUUAUUACAUGAAAACAAAUUAUCAGUUUAUAAAAGAAGCCUUUGGAGCAUGAGCAGUGUUAUUUGGUGCCAGUGCUACUAUAACAUGGUAAUGCUGGAUAGAUCCUAUUUUUAUGGCCAAAAUGAGUUGAGUGUUAGGUUUGCUUAGGUUAGUUUUUGUAUUAUUAAAAAAAGACAUUAAUAUUAUCCUUGAUUUAUUCUGCCUAGAUACCCAAAUACAGGUGUGCAGAUAGCUUGUAUAGCUCAUCAUCAACUUGCAGGAGGCAUUUGAUUAUACACUGGCCAGUAACUGCCUUUUCUCUCUUCGCUCAGGCUUGAAAACAUUGUUUAGUAUUUGUGUACAAAAUUAAUCUGUUUAAGCUAAUAUUCCUGUCCUACUUUUUAAUAGGAAUGCACCAAAAUUAUUUUUUUUUUCCAAAAUAAAACUUUUGACCGAAGGCUGAAAACCUACUGCAGAAUCCCAAAAGGGAUAUAAACCAGAGAAGCAUUUAGUAACAAACUGUAAAUGCACACUGCUAACAUCUAAUCCGGAUACAGUCCAGAUACGAGUCCCAUGAAGAAGUGUAAACAUGGUCUAGGUGUUUGGUCAGUGAUCGUGGUGGCUGCCCAAGUGCCAUUUUAUUUGUCAUACUGUAUUAUCAUGAAUCCAGUGUCAGAGAAAUAAUAAAUAUUGAAUGAUUUUAUUCUUAAUGGAACUAAACCUAAUUUAUUGCAGAUUUGUGUGAAUUUGUUUAAAUGUUUAGAAAAGCAGUGAAUGUCGACUCUCUGUUUACUCCAACAUUCCCCUCCAUAGAAUUAAGCUUUACUAUGAACUGGAAGGAGUGACCCCUUUACAGCAGUGACAGUUAAGGUUAAUGGAGCUGCAUUUAGCUUUAAUUUCUCACACAUUUGCAUUUCCUUUAGCUUGUUAGCCUGUUAGUCUUCAUUUGUAAGCUUAUACAUGUCUUUUAUUUUCUGUUGCAGUUUAUCAAUCACUCAGUUCUGUUCCAAAAAGCCAGUACAUGUCCUGUAUGCUUUUCAGGUGUAUUAUAUUUGAUAAUUGUCUUACAUAUUAAUGAGGGAACUGAAUCUUUCUGUAAUAUGUGACUGUAGCUACAGAUAUUAUCUAAAUGUAAAACACUCUUAAGUGUUCAAUGUUUGUACAGAUAUCAGAGUCUACAAUUAAAAACAGAUUCUCACA
Messenger RNA from Astyanax mexicanus (Mexican tetra), 2586 nucleotides. It is a transcript of the gene stx5al, whose product is annotated as syntaxin 5A, like. Gene Ontology annotation, cellular component: endomembrane system; SNARE complex; Golgi membrane. Gene Ontology annotation, molecular function: SNAP receptor activity; SNARE binding. Bases 167 to 1210 code for a protein of 347 amino acids. Gene Ontology annotation, biological process: intracellular protein transport; endoplasmic reticulum to Golgi vesicle-mediated transport; vesicle fusion. NCBI's taxonomy places the organism in Eukaryota, Metazoa, Chordata, Actinopteri, Characiformes, Acestrorhamphidae. The record is from RefSeq and is a predicted model, not a curated record. The transcript has 11 exons.